Marmota flaviventris (yellow-bellied marmot) is the source of this 2724-nucleotide messenger RNA. Lineage: Eukaryota; Metazoa; Chordata; Mammalia; Rodentia; Sciuridae. The record is from RefSeq and is a predicted model, not a curated record.
GCACCUGCCUGGAGUCACAAGGGUGUUUCCUGUCCAACCUGAGCGUCUCCUUCAAGCCACCUCAGCCCCUCAAAAUCUUUCCUUCUGGGCCUUUCCCAGAAAUAAAUUCCCGCAAGAAAGUAUAAAAGACCAGCUCCUCAGAGCACAGCAACUCUCCUGGCUGCCACAGGAGGCCAAGGCACUGGCAGUGAUGAGGGUCCUUCUCUGGCUCCCAGCCUUCCUGACUUUCCUGAUCUUGCUCCAGGCUGCAGCAUCUAACACAAGUGCUCAGUUCAACAGCACUGCUUCCAUCUCUGAUGCUGUGAGUCAGGUCAAGGUCCAAGUCAACAAGGCCUUCCUGGAUUCCCGAACCAGGCUGAAGUCCUCCCUGAGCUCUGAGACUCCCACCACCCGACAUCUCUCACAGUACCUCAAGCAAGCCAAAGGCCGAACCCGAGUAGCUAUUCGCAGUGGGCAGGUGUGGGAGGAGUCCUUAAAGAGACUGAGACAGGAGUCGUCCUUGACCAACGUCACAGGCUCCAGCCUGAAUUUGACUUUGCUCUCUUGGGAGGUGGGCUGUGAAGCCCCUGCUCCUGUAGAGAAAUGCGACAUGGACAGUCCUUACCGCACCAUCACGGGAGACUGUAACAACAGGAGGAAGCCAGCGCUGGGCGCCGCCAACAGGGCUCUGGCUCGCUGGCUGCCCGCCGAGUACCAGGACGGGCUUUCCCUGCCCUACGGGUGGACGCCGGGGAGGACGCGGAACGGCUUCCUGCUCCCGCUGGCCCGGGAGGUAUCCAAUCAGAUUGCUGGUUAUCUGAACGAGGAUGGUGUUCUGGACCAAAACAGGUCCCUGCUCUUCAUGCAGUGGGGUCAAGUUGUGGACCACGAUCUGGACUUUGCCCCUGAUACAGAGAUGGGGAGUAGCGAGUACUCCAAAACCCAGUGUGAUGAGUACUGUAUCCAGGGAGACAACUGCUUCCCCAUCAUGUUCCCACCCAAUGACCCCAAGUUGGAGACUCAAGGGAAGUGCAUGCCUUUCUUCCGAGCCGGGUUCAUCUGCCCCACUCCGCCCUACCAGUCACUAGCCCGAGAGCAAAUCAAUGCUCUAACCUCCUUUCUGGAUGCCAGCUUCGUGUAUGGCUCUGAGCCAAGCCUGGCCAGUAAUCUGCGCAACCUCAGUAGCCCCGUGGGCCUCAUGGUUGUCAACGAGGAGUUCUCAGACCACGGGCUACCCUACCUGCCCUUUGUCACCAAGAAGCCUAGCCCCUGCGAGUUAAUCAACAAGACAGCCGGCGUGCCCUGCUUCCUGGCAGGAGAUGCCCGAGCCUCAGAGCAGAUCCUGCUGGCCACUUCCCAUACCCUGUUUCUUCGAGAGCACAACCGGCUGGCCAGGGAACUGAAGACACUCAACCCUCAAUGGGAUGGAGAGAAGCUGUACCAGGAAGCCCGAAAAAUCCUGGGAGCCUUCAUGCAGAUUAUCACCUUUAGGGACUACCUACCCAUCGUGUUAGGUGCUGAGAUGCAGAAGUGGAUCCCCCCAUACCAAGGCUACAAUGAAUCUGUAGAUCCCCGAAUUUCCAACGUCUUUACAUUUGCGUUCCGCUUUGGUCAUUUGGAGAUCCCCCCUACUGUGUCCCGCCUGGAUGAGAAUUAUCAGCCAUGGGGUCCAGAACCGGAACUCCCCCUGCACACGCUCUUCUUCAACACCUGGAGGAUGGUCAAAGAUGGUGGAAUUGAUCCUCUGGUUCGGGGCCUGCUGGCCAAGAAGGCCAAGUUGAUGAAUCAGAAUAAAAUGAUGACAGGAGAAGUACGCAACAAGCUCUUCCAGCCGACACACACCAUCCAUGGCUUCGACCUGGCUGCCAUCAACAUCCAGCGCUGCCGGGACCACGGGCAGCCUGGGUACAACUCCUGGAGAGGCUAUUGUGACCUCUCACAGCCACGGACGCUAGAGGAGCUGAGUGCUGUGCUGAGGAACGAGAGGCUGGCCAGAAGCUUACUAGAUCUCUACAAGACCCCUGACAACAUCGACAUCUGGAUAGGGGCCAUUGCUGAGCCCCUGGUAGAAGGAGGCCGAGUGGGGCCUCUCCUGGCCUGCCUCCUGGGCCAGCAGUUCCAGCGGAUCCGCGAUGGAGACAGGUUCUGGUGGGAAAACCCUGGGGUCUUCACAGAGAAGCAGCAAGACUCUCUGCGAAAAAUGUCCUUCUCACGCCUUGUCUGUGACAACACUCACAUCACCACAGUCCCACCGAACCCAUUCCAGGCCAACAGCUACCCCCAAGACUUUGUAAACUGCUCAGCCAUUGAUACGCUGGACCUCUCACCCUGGGCCUCAGUGGAGAAUUAGGUGCCCCGGGGCCAUGGCCUCCCGCAUUGCCCAGUAACUCUCCCGUUGGCCCAUGUUGCCAUUUCAAGCAAGUUCAAUGUCCUGGGCCCUUAGAACUCCUCACCCCAGUCCCUGCCCUUUCCUUUAGCCAGGCCUCUCUUGCAGAUGAAUAGCUCACUCAAGCCCAAGGGCGCCAUUUCAGCCUCCGGAGCUCAUCCACUUGGCUCCCACCACUUCCACGCCCAUUCCCUCAGCCCCAGGAAAUUGUCUUUCUAUCAAGACUCAGACCCCCAUGAUGGCCUGCCAGUCCAGCUUGCCUGAUGUCACCCAUCCUCUCCCCUGAACAAUCAUUGCUGGGGCUGGGGCUGGGGCCUUGGACUCUGAUCCUUCCUCCUUCCUCCCAGACUAGAUUGUGA